Messenger RNA from Thalassophryne amazonica, 831 nucleotides. Its product is annotated as probable dimethyladenosine transferase. Gene Ontology annotation, cellular component: mitochondrial matrix. Gene Ontology annotation, biological process: rRNA methylation. The record is from RefSeq and is a predicted model, not a curated record. NCBI's taxonomy places the organism in Eukaryota, Metazoa, Chordata, Actinopteri, Batrachoidiformes, Batrachoididae. Gene Ontology annotation, molecular function: rRNA (adenine-N6,N6-)-dimethyltransferase activity.
ACAGCGCUCUUAUACCUACGUAUGUCCUACCUAACGAAGAAGAGGUGUCCACGUGUUUACUAACAGCAGGUAUUCCGUGUUUAAAUUAUUUCACAUUUGGAUCUUUAAUUGAAAUAAAAAAAGAAGAUGCCAAAGGUUAAAGCGGAGAAGAAAAGCAGGCAGCACCAAGAAGUCAAAAAUCAAGGGAUCAUGUUCAACACUGGCAUUGGUCAGUACAUCCUGAAGAAUCCACUGGUGGUCAAUGGGAUCAUUGAGAAGGCAGCUUUGAGACCGACAGAUGUGGUUCUGGAGGUGGGACCUGGAACGGGUAACAUGACAGUGAAGCUGCUGGAGAAAGCCAAAAAGGUAGUAGCCUGCGAGCUGGACUGCCGCUUAGUGGCUGAACUUCAGAAAAGAGUACAGUGCACUGUGUGUGUAUGCUCCUCAACAGUACCCAUGCAGAACAAACUUCAGAUAUUAGUUGGGGAUGUCCUAAAAACUGAUCUGCCCUUUUUUGACAUUUGUGUGGCAAAUUUACCUUUCCAGAUUUCAUCACCUUUUGUCUAGCUCUUGCUGCACCGACCUUUCUUCAGGUGUGCUGUCUUGAUGUUCCAGAGGGAGUUUGCCAUGCGGCUGGUUGCCAAACCUGGAGACAAGCUGUACUGUAGACUCUCUAUCAACAAACUGCUGGCUCGCGUGGACCAUCUAAUGAAAGUAGGAAAAAAUAAUUUCCGACCUCCUCCUAAAGUGGAGUCGAGUGUUGUCAGGAUUGAACCAAAAAAUCCUCCUCCUCCAGUGAACUUCCAGGAGUGGGACGGCCUGGUCAGAAUAGCCUUUGUGAUGGAAAAAUAA